This is a messenger RNA of Prorocentrum cordatum, 3786 nucleotides long. Lineage: Eukaryota; Dinophyceae; Prorocentrales; Prorocentraceae. The record is from the annotation of a GenBank genome assembly.
AUGGCCAUCACGAGCGAUGAGGAUGUGGCCCAGGACGGGGCGGACCUCACGGAGCGCUUGCGCAGGACGCGAGCGAUCCACGACCGGGCGUGGAGGGCAGGUCUGCGGUCUCGGCGCAGCAUCCGAAUCGUUUUCUGGGAGUUCGAGGCGGAGGUGGCGACGCACAUCGAGGAGAUGAACGAACACAGCGAGUUCGGCGCCUACUACAAGCCAGAUACCAGGAACCCCGUCCCACGCAUCGAGAAUGAAGUGUCGUUCCGAGCAAGGCGCUGGAUCCAAGACGCGGGACCCGGCGCGGAGUCGAACGCCGAGGCCAUACUGCUGGCUCGGCAGAUAUUACUGACCGACGCGGCGUCGGGCAGCCUUGCCGCCGCUGCGUCAGCCAACAGCAUGGCGAGCACCAGAGCGCCCAGCGGCCCCGACAGCCGUCCAGAGCGGCAGAUGUGGCGGCGACGGCAGCGGAGCAGCGGGCGGCAGACGCGGCUGCAGAGCCACCUGGAGCUGCGGGCGCGCCCAGGCGCCGCGGAGGCCAUCGGCGCGGCCAUUCCGUCGCAGGCUGCGCGGGGCCACGUCGCGUUCGCUGGCGGCGGCAUCAUCGGCUGCCAGAAGUGCGGGCCCCAGUCGUCGACGGCGCGGGGCUCCCUGCUGAUGACCUGCGACCCGCGGGGCAGCAUCUGGGCGACCCACAGGCGGAGUGGCUGCAGCUCGGACAGCGUGUUCAUCGCCGUCGGUUGCUGCCGCCUCGUGAUCGUGAAUGAGAAUAUGCUCACCGCCGUGGUGCUCGUGGUCGUGCGGGCGCUGAUCGCGGUCCUGCCUGCCGCCGCCGCCUUGGCCUCUGCGGGCAGCUGCCAGCCCGCCCCCGGCUGCGGCCCCGCGCGCGCGAGCGAGAGCAGCGGUGGCGCGGAGAGGCCGCUCUGGCUCAAGCGGGCCUCAGCGGCUGGCCGGCUGUGGCCGGCUGUGGCCCCGCGGCCGCCGGCGCUGUGGCGCGCGCUGCGGCUCAGGGGCCUGCGGCGCGCCGCGGCCGCCGCGGGUGCGGCGGCUGCCGCUGUGGCCGCCGCGGCCGCUGGUUCCACCCAGCCCCCAGAGGCCGAGAACGAGGCUCCCGCAGGGAACCUAGAGGCGUCCGUGGACGAGCCGGGAGUGCACGGCGUGGCCCCGCUCGAGGGCCUGGUCCGUUGGGUGCGGUGUCUGCGGGUGGCUACGGAUGCUGAGUCCCUCCGGCAGUCCCGCUGCCUGCAGGUCGAGGCACGUCGCCUGUGGCAGGUCGGCCCUCCUGUUUUCUGCGGAGUGCUCGGGGCGUACUCAAAGGACAAGAAUUACCCAAGGCGGCCUCGCCCAGAGCUGUCGAGGUGUUUGGGGGCUGACCGACCACUGCUCGACGUCGCGGUCGUAGCUGUGGCAGGUCUUCGGGUCUUCUCCGUCUUCGUACACGCCCUGGAGACCCCAGAGGCCGCCAGCAUGCAGAGGGAGCUCCCCAUCGAGAAGUCGAAGCGCGACGCCAGCCAGCCCGUGACAUGUGCGCGACAGUCCCCUCAGCAUCGGCGCUUCGUGACCGCGGACUUCACGCCCCUGGCUCGGUCACGGACCACGUCGACGACGGCCUCGCGGCCCCUCAGCCUCUCGCCGGCGGCGCGCUCCGCGGAGCCGGGCUCCCGGGCGCCCGCGGCCGACGACGCCGCCGAACCCAGCGCCGCGCAGGAGGUGCGACGCCGCGGGCCCGGCGAGUCCUGCGACGAGAUCGGGAAGGACUCCCCGUUCUUCCUCAUGAAGCUGCCCCCGCGCGAAGAGCCGGCGCCAGCAUCUUUGGCCAAGGAGGCCUCGGGGGCAGGCCGGGUGGCGGUGGUUGCCCCUGGCGCCGGCACCGGCGUGAACGGGUCGGUGUACGCAGACAUGGGCCGGCAGGGCUUCGGAGUGGAGAUCGUCGGGCAGUCGCGCGCCUCUUAUGACCGCUAUCCAGAAGGAUGGCCCCAGGGCGCGCCCGCCCCCAACCUGCUGAGCUUCGCGGAGGGCGCCGUCCUGGCCGAGGGCGUCCUGGACAGGUGCGAGUGCAUGAUAUUCGGCUCCCGAGGCGGGCAGGUGGUGCUGCCCGCCCUCUGGGAGCGGCGCGGGGCCGCCGUGCCCCCGGCCGUGGUGCUCAACGGCGGGUGCGCCAUGGACCUGCCGGCGAAGGUCCCGUGGCCGGCGGAGGCCGUGACCUUUCUCAUAUUGGGCGGCCUUGAUUUCUUCCGCGGCAACCUCUCGGAGGAGGAGCACUUCGCAGAUGCUAGGAGCCGCAUCCCUGAGGGCACGACCUCCACGGCGGUGCUCUACGUGACCGAGAUGCUCCACAUGCCCCAGGCGUCGCUGCUUCUGGCGAUCUUGCCCCUGAUCAUCCAGGCGCUGCUGAGGUGCAAAUCCUCGGGGACGUUCGAAGAGAAGGACAUGGCGCGUAUCCUCGAAGCGUGCACGUCAGGCGGUUGGAGCGGGCAGCUUGCCUAUGCAACGAGCUCCGGCUCGUGGGAGGAGGCCGCGUUCAGCGGCGAGGGCAAGGCUGCCGAGUCACCCCGCCGCGCCGUGCUGCCUGCUGCGGCCGAUCACGGCCGCUCCACUGCGACGACGUCACCUGACCCUCGGGCCCGGCAGUCAGCCGUGGCCGGAUCAUUCCACGCCGCGACGCCGGUGGCGAGUUCACCUGGCCCCAGGAUCCGGCAGGCAGCCGUGGCUCGCUCCUCCUUGGGCCCCGCGCCCGUCGGGAGCUCGCCUGGCCCCAGGCUCCGGCAGUCAGCCGCGGGCGGCUCUUCCCAGGCGACGGCGCCGGCGCCGAUUGCGAGCUCGCCUGGCCCCAAGAACCGGUAUCCAUCCGUGGGCGGAUGCUCUCAUGCCGCGGCGACGGCUGCGGCCUCACCCGACCCCAAGCCUCGGCAGCCAGCUGCGGCCGGAGCUCCCUCCCUCGCCGCGGCACCGGUGGGGGCCUCACCUGGCCCCAAGCCCCAGCAGCCAGCGCUGGCCGGACCUCCACCCGCCGCGGCGCCUGCUGCGGCCUCGCCCGACCCCAAGGCCCGGCAGCCUGCGGUGGUCGGAGCGCCCUCCCACGCCGCGGCGCAGCACGGCGGCGGCGCGCUGCGGGCCUCCGCGGCGGCGCCCCCCGGAGCCGCGCCGCGGGCCUGCCUGGCAGCGGCCGCGAGGCAGAGCCCUGUGCGCAGCUCUGCGGCGCCCGGCCCCGCGCCUGCUGCGGGAGCCCAGGGCCCAGCGUGGGGCAUCGACGCCGCCAGCCCGCUGCACCCCGCCGCGGUGCCCAGCCCGGCCCGCGCCGGCUCGGCGCUGUCCCCGGUGCAGCUCCAGAGCGCCCUGGCGGGCAGCCCCGCGCACGCCAGAGCGGCGCUCGCCGCCCUGCCCGCGAAUGCCAAGGGGGCAUCGCUGCAGGGCGCCGCGGGGACCGCUGCCGCCACGUCCCAGCCAGUGCUGCCACUGCGCGCCGUGGCGGGGUCGGCUGGCGGAGCAGCGAAGGUCUUGCCGGCAACUUUCCUGCGACCCAGGACCCUCUCUUUCGUCGAGUCCUCGAGCACAACACCCUCGGGCACGUCGACGUCUUCGCCGUCUCCAACCCGGCGGCGCCUCGUGUCCGCGUCGCUGACCGCGCCGGCGGGGACCCCCACCGCCUCGCCCAUCACCUCGCUCAGUAAGUCUCCGCCCGUGGUUGCCGGGAAGCCGCUGAGGGUGGCCUCGGCACAGGCCCCCUCGGCAGUGCUGCCGCAACAGACCCGCCCCCGCCUGGUGCCGCGCGCCCAGACGAUGACGCUGGCUUGA